Exophiala xenobiotica is the source of this 1068-nucleotide messenger RNA. RefSeq lists its product as uncharacterized. The coding region runs from base 1 to 1068 and encodes 355 amino acids. Gene Ontology annotation, molecular function: oxidoreductase activity. The record is from RefSeq and is a predicted model, not a curated record. NCBI's taxonomy places the organism in Eukaryota, Fungi, Ascomycota, Eurotiomycetes, Chaetothyriales, Herpotrichiellaceae. The transcript has a single exon.
AUGUCUUCUCCACUGCAUGUCGCUCUCGUCGGCGCAACAGGCAACCUGAGCCCGGCGAUCCUCACGCAACUCCUCGCCGCGGGCUCUGGCUUCAAAGUCACCAUCCUCGCUCGUGUCGGCAGUGGCUCGAAAGUCAAAGCCGUGCCCCCCACAACCAGCGCCACCUCCACCUCCACUGCCAGCGCAAACACUGUUAGUAAAACUACUGGUACUGCUAGUGAUAGCGUCACAAUCAAGGAAGUCGACUACGCCUCGCACUCCUCUCUCGUGCAGGCCUUGUCGUCGCCGCCGGUGGACGUGGUCGUGUGCACGCUUGGCUGGUUUCCAGGAUUCUUCGAGACCCAGAAAGCGCUCAUCGACGCCUCUAUAGAAGCCGGCUGUGUCAAACGGUUCCUUCCGUCGGAAUUCGGGAACGGUGCGAAUGCCAACGUGCGGAAAUUGCCACUUCUGUUCAACGACAAGAGCAGGACGCAGGAGUAUCUCGUCGAGACAGUCGAGAAAGCCGCCGCCACAGUCCAGAAGAACAAUAACAAGACAGACCCCGGUUCAGAGGUACUAGUACCAUUCAGCUAUACCAUCAUCAACACGGGCUCGUUUCUGGACUGGCAGCUCGAGCUCGGGUUCAUGGUCAAUCUCAAGGACCACACGGCCACGCUCUACGACGGCGGAGACGUGCGUUGCUCCGCGACGCGGAUGGUGACGAUCGGAGAAGCGGUCGUCAGAGUCCUGCACAAUCUCGACGCCACGAAGGAUAGACAUGUUUUCGUCCACGACGCUGCGAUCACGCAGAACCAGCUGAUUGGGAUGGCGAAGAAGAUCGACGGCAACGACAAAGAGUGGACCACGACGAGCAUGUCGACGGCGGAUGUCGAGAGAAAUGCGUACAAGGCGUUGGAAGAGGGCGAUUUCAUGAGCGCCACGCUCGGAUUCAUUUCUCGCGCGUGCUGGGGACAAGGCUUUGGGCAAGACUUUAGCGACAAGUUGGAUAACGAUCUGCUGGGGAUCCCGGUGACGAGCGAGGAAGAGAUUGAGAGUAUGAUGAGAGAUAUCAUGGCGAAGCUUCUCUGA